Caenorhabditis auriculariae is the source of this 1848-nucleotide messenger RNA. The record is from the annotation of a GenBank genome assembly. Lineage: Eukaryota; Metazoa; Nematoda; Chromadorea; Rhabditida; Rhabditidae.
AUGUGCACAUUUGCAGUGGGGUUUUUUGAAGCCUUUUCGCGCCGAUCGGAAAAGGUUUGGGGCGACGAACAUGACAAUUUCAACUUUCUAUGAAAUCUUAUCCCGAGAGCGAAAGAAUUAAUCCACAGAUACUCGAAAAAUGAACAUUUAGAGGGAAAAAUAUCACUAGCUAUAAUUUUAAGAUACGCUAAAUCCGAGAGCCUGCAAAAAAAUUUUGACGUAAGUCUGAGAAAAGCCACAGGAGAAUCGGGAGGGUAGCAUAACGUGUCCACAAAGAUACCUCUCAAAAUGGAUCGUGAAAACCCCAUAAUGUGUCCAUCAUGAGACCUCCGGCAUACCUUUUAGCUCUAUCUGACCAUCUCGUGAGACAUCUCGAAGGUAAUUUAGAGUUUUCGUUAAAUCGCAAACCGCUACUCCCUGACGUCACUUUAUGACAUCAUUCGGAACACAAGAAAUAAGCGUGAUCAAAAUAUUUGGCUCUAUAUAUACGUGAAAAAAAUUGAAGAAUGGGAAGAGCCUGAAAUAAUAUGGAAAUUUUUUUCUAAGUCGAAUCUAAUUUUUAUUAAUUUAAAAACGUGAAAAAAAUAAAUCAAAUAAUAUGGCUGUGUGUGCGAAUCGCCAAGUCAAGAUGAAGUCAUAGGGAUGAUGUCAAGGAGUAGCGGUUUGCGACUAAACUUGAAAUGUAAUUUAGAGUCUCCCUCCAGUCCCUCGUACCACCGAUAGAAUUCAGCCCUGCGAUAUACCUCCGAGGUUCUCGCGAUACCUUUUCUCGUUUAGACCGUGACUUCUUCAUUGCUCAAAGUUGAAACCCAAUCUUUCGCAAUUUCGAAAUUUCUAUCAGCAAUAAUCAAAGAUUGCGUACUUGAUUAGGAAUAGAAAUCCUCACUUAGAACUUGAUUACAGGUGGCGCAAUUUUUUUUUCAAACAUAGAUGAACCGAGAAAGAGUAUCGCGAUACCCUCUGAGAUAUAUCGCAGGGUCUGGAGUCUGUCGAUGGUACCACGAGUACCUCUGAAGGGUUCAAGAAGAUUUGAGACUUUAGGGAGACUCUCAAGUACCUCCGAGAUGGCUCAGAUAUAGCUAAAAGGUACGCCGGAGGUCUCAUGAUAUACAUAUUAUGGGGUCUCCACGAUAAAUUUUGAGAGGUAUAUUUGUGGACAAAUUAUGGUCCCCUCCCGAUUCGCCUGUGAACAUUUGUGUACUAUAUUGAAAUUUCUUUUCUUGUUAGAUUUGGAGUCAUUGUGAAGAACUACCUCUAUUCAUCUUGUUGAAAAUCUCCCUGUGACAGCGAAACUUGGUGAGAAAAUUGUUCAGGCUAUGUAUUACUGCGGGAGAAAAGCUGCGUUCGGAAAAAACUACGGCGUCUUCAUCUACCUGGUCAACAUAUUCUGCUACCUUUUCAGUUUUGUUAUCAACGUCUGCACCAUAAUGGCAGCCACUUCAACCAUUAACAAGUCAGUGGACUGAACGAGAUCCAGUGGAAUACAAUCUUUCAGACUUGUACGUCGGCAAAUCUACAAAGUUCGCUACAACCUGGUCGUGUCAUUCUUGUCGUUUGUUCUCGUGUCGAUUCCUAACGGAAUAUCGUUGUGUUCGGCGUGGAUCCAGGAGGUUGCGACUCUUUUUUUUUUCAAUAUCUUCCCCAUGUGCGUUAUUUCAGGUGGCCGACUUCAUCGCCAAGCCUUCAACCUACUUCACCUGCGUCAACUCGGGAAUCAACAUCUUCAUCUACUUACUUCUGAAUGCCGAGUUCCGCGAUCACGCCAAGUCUCUUCUGACGCCGUCGCACAGCUAUCCGCCUUUGAAAAGUCCUUCUGUUCGUACCGUCGCCCCCACCACCGUUAUUUGA